AAUUUGCUGUCGUCUUUAUCAGACCUUAUUAGCGCUCCCAUUAAGAAUCUCUCUCUCUCUCUCUCUCUCUCUCCAUCUCUGUCGCUCGGUUUCUCUCUCUGGAUUGGCAUCGUAAUAAUUUAUAUAUCUUAUCUUCUCCAAUCCCCAGUCUCUCAUUUCCCCUCUUUACAUUUUAUCCGAUCCCUUCCGUUGUCGGUUGCUCACUUCUCCCGCACCGUCUCUCCACUCAAUCGCCGAUCGAUCGGUUCGGAUCCCCUGUCCCUGUAACUUUCGCCGGCAAAUUCUGGUUCCCAAUCUGAUUCUCCCGCGGAUUCUGUAUACGGUGGCUCUGAUUUAGUCAGUAGCUGUGAUCGGGCCGCGUCUGUGGAAUUUUUUCCAGGUUUUUAGCUCAUCUGAUCUCUGUGCUCUUAGAUUCAUCUUUCGAGGAUGUCUAGUUUCUCUAAUUGUUUCUUUUAGUGAGGGAGAGAGAGAGAGAGAGAGAGAGAGAGAGAGAGAGAAAGAGGGCGGGUGGAUAUUUUGUGUGUUUGGACGCCGAGAAAAUUCUAAACGGAUUAAGAUUCGGCCGGCGGUGAUUGUUGCUGUGUUAAUUACUUAAUUAGGCGUUUGAUCUUGAAAUUAAUUCUUACACGGAUAACCGGAUUUGGUUAUCAAAAGCUCUGUGAUGCUUUUCCGUUGAAGCUCUUAGUUUGUUUUCUGUUUGAAUCCUGAUUUUUUUUUUCGUGUCAUUCAAAUAUUGGUAGGAUUUUUCGAGGAGGCGAGGAAAUGGCGUUGCUGCAAGGACCGGUUAUAUGCCCUGCCGUUCGUGCAAAGCAGGCAGGAUUCUACAUGUGCACCGUUCCAGUGAUGAAUUGCUGCGUGGUGAGAGCCAGGUUCGUCGGUAACGAGUUAUUGGGAUCCAAAGGAUUCCAUGGUGAGAAGAGUAAGGUGGGUGGUUUGGUUUCCCGGAGCCGGCGGAACUUCUCAAAGGUGCAAUGUGCUCUGAGUUCUUCUUCGAGUGACAAUGGCAACAUGGCGAACUUCAACGAGCAGGAUGAAGAUUAUCUCAAUUCUAGUGUAGUUGAAGCUGUUGAGGUGAAGAGUGGGGCAGAUGGUUUCAUGAUUAAAAUGAGGGAUGGAAGACACUUGAGAUGUGUCCACAACAAUCCUCAAGGCAGCCACUUGCCGGACUAUGCUCCACAUCCUGCGAUUGUGUUGAAGAUGGAGGAUGGCACUGGCCUUCUCCUCCCAAUAAUUGUUUUGGAGAUGCCAAGUGCAUUGCUCAUGGCAGCAGUCCGGAAUGUUCAAAUUUCAAGACCCACUCUUUAUCAAGUAGUGAAGGAUAUGGUUGACAAGAUGGGCUACGAAGUUAAGCUCGUUAGAGUGACUAGGCGAGUUCAUGAAGCAUAUUAUGCUCAAUUGUAUCUGACGAAGGUUGGUUCUGGUGAGUCUAUUAGUUUUGACCUCCGUCCUUCAGAUGCUAUCAAUAUCGCAGUGAGAUGCAAGGUACCAAUUCAAGUGAACAAGUACCUGGCAUACAAUGAUGGGAUGAGAGUCAUCGAAUCUGGAAGGCCAAUGCACUCCCAUACUUCAGAUGGCUUGCUAUUCACUGAACUAGACCGGCCCACGGGUCAGCCGUGUCUUGAUACCAAAGAGUUCAUUCUUGUGCGCAACAUGCAAGAAGCUGCUAUUGAAGAGCGUUACAAUGAUGCAGCUGAAUGGAGGGACAAGCUCGGCCAAUUUCGUGCAAAGAGGAACUUGAGGAAGCACAUAUGAAAGGUAGCGCGCGGUCUUGUCGGAGCUUUUGUAAAUAGGAAAUGCAGUGGAAGAAAGCUGAUGGAAGUCGGCCUGAUUGGCUGAGGAAGUAAAAAUCUGCUGUCCUUUCGUCGCCAGUCGUCUCGUAUAUUCAUACGGUGUCUAUUUAUAUAUAUAUCGCUCGGUCGGUCGCUCUAUAAUGUAUGUAGUCUUGUGAAUAUAUUGUAUAGAAUUUGACAUUGGUGGUGGUAAGAUGUGGGACGAUUAAACUGUAGUGGCUCUGAUUCGAAGUGUGGGAGUAUGCUUUUGAAUGUCAAUUUCUCAAUGUCGCAGUUCCAAUGGUCCCGUGCGCAUUGCACUACUAGCUUUGCAUUUGAAUCUUUUCCCUGCCUUUGUUUCCCAGUGAUUCGUUUCCGACUUUCUGCGCGCUGUUUACUAUGGGCCACCAGUUCGUUUUUGUGAAGGCUGCGGGCGGGCGGGCUCGGCCCGAUGACCGAUAUUAAUUGAGCAGGAUGUCUAGAGAUUCUCGGAAACGAUCAUGUCAGUAAUUUUACGGUGAGUAACUAUAAGUAAUUCGUCAGUAAUCUUACAGUGAGUAACUAUAAGUAAUUCGUCCACAUCAAUAUGACAUUAGUAUUCUUCUUUCUUCUGGAAAGUUUUUUAUUUUUUCCCCUUUAAGUUUUAACGAACAAUUUCUCUCUUGUUUUAAGUCAAAAUUUAAUUUUUUUUUGUACAGAUAAAUCAGAUUAAAUGUGGUCUUUAAAAUGAUAUCCAUUUUGGUAUAUUUUUAGUACAAAAAAAUUGAAUAAUUUUUUACCUGUCUUUAUGGUAUGCUCCUAUUUAAUACCAUAUGGUAAGAAAUUUUUUUAUUUUUUCCCCUCUAAUUUUUAACGAACAAUUUCUCUCUCGUUUUAAGUCGAUUUUUUUUUGUACAGAUAAAUUAGAUUAAAUGUGGGUGAAAUAAAAUGCAUUUAAUUCUCAACCCUUAAAUCUGCAGCACACUUAAAAGAAAGGGUCCAAAUUUGAUUACUCAUACUAAACACCCUAAGGUUACUGGCCCUAGGGGUGGGCACGUGGGUGGUUAAUCCGCGGAUUGGUAUCGAUCCACCCGCAAGUAGUGGGUGAUUGAUUACGGAUUGAUAAAUCUCCCACCCGCACUUAUGUGGGUCGGUGGUGGGUGGAUUGCGGGUCACCCGAAUGACCCGCAUCCUAUUUUCACAUGAAAAAAUAUUAUUUCUUAUAGUAUCAAAUAUUCAUCAUAUUUCCGAACCACACUACAGUCUCACCAUAUACUUCUAAAGGUGGAGAAAAAAUAGUCUAUUAUUAUUGGAUAUUAUGUUGUGUAAUAUCUAUUAGAUAUUGGAUAUUGGAAUGUGAAUUAUUGUUACUAUCCAUUAAAUAUUGGGAUGAAAACUAUAAUUAUUAAUUGUAUCAAGAUAAAAAAUGCGCAAGUUUCUCUAUACAAUUGGAUGAUAGAGUAGUAAUAUUUUUAUACAAAUACUACAUGGAUUCACUUGAGACAAAAUGAGAAGUGUCUAAACUGAUACAGUCUUCCUAAUUUGCUAUGAGGUUAUUAUAAAUGUUAGUCAACUUUCUUAAUGGUUUGUUGGAGAAUUGCUUUUGCGGGUUAACCCACGACCCAACCGCACCGAUCCGCCACCCACCCGACCCGAUCCGCAGAAGAAUGUGGAUGGAUUGCGGGUCACAAUUAUUUCAACUAGCUAGUAAGCGGGUAAGUCAAUUUGAGACGAAAAUCCACCCAACCAGCCCAUUGCCCACCCCUAACUCACCCUAUCUUGAGUCCAUCUAGGCACCGAGCCGUCAAAUGUUAGACCCUUUGGUGGGGUUGGCAAUUGGCAUAAUCAGUCCACCGUCAUAAAAUCUGGAUGAAGUGUGACCCAAAGUCCUUGAAGUUAUUUUUCUUUCUUUUUAUUGAAUUGGUUCCUCUAAGAAAGUGAAAAUGAGGUG
Linum trigynum is the source of this 3699-nucleotide messenger RNA. NCBI's taxonomy places the organism in Eukaryota, Viridiplantae, Streptophyta, Magnoliopsida, Malpighiales, Linaceae. The record is from the annotation of a GenBank genome assembly.